CACACGCAUAAUCACACACACGCAUAAUCACACACACGCACUGCUAGUUCCCCACGUCCGGCGGAGUGGACGGCUGAGACGCAAUGGAAAUGUGUGGCGGUUUCCAAAUCCCGGGCCGGAUUACUCACAACCAAAUUCGGUUCCGCACUCUCUGGGCUACGGGAAAAGGGGCGGGGGUGACAAUGUGGGAGACAGGGGGCGAGAGAGCGAGUAGAGCAAUAGACGAGAGCGCUGUGGCGGAAAGAGCAGAUCUAUCCCUCGGCGAUGCUGGGAUUUAACAGAUUCCCGCUGGAUCCUGCACCUUCCCACGGGAUUUAGAGAACCAGAGCGACGCACUGGACCGAUCUGCACGCCCCCUCCCCAGACCACCCCCGCCCGCCUCCAUCAGCGUCUCUCCUCGUGCGUAAAAUUCAAUCCAUGUGGCGCGGAACCGUCUGGCACCGUCCGUGUCGUCGCUGCUGCUGCUGUCGCCUGGUGAGCUGUUCAAACAGGGGGAGCUGCGCAUUCGCGUUUGACACGCGUUCUAUACGACUUCAGCUACGCGUUAUACUGCGUCUGAAUGCAGCUGCUGGUCGAUAUGAAACGCGCCUCUCUCCGCGAUAACCCGGGCGGCUCCGCCCGUGCCCGGCUGAGCCGCGACGCGUCGUGACUCGCCGCUGUCACUUCUCAAAGCGCCGCCGCUUCCAACGGAGAAACAACACGGACGGCCAGCCGCGCGAGCGGGCGGGCGGGCUCGCGCGCGUUUAUUUGGGACACCGAAAGACGCGGAGAGGAACAGAGAGACGGAGAGAGAGAGAGAGAGACAGAGAGGCUAUCACGAGUCUGACUGCGAGGCUUGCGUCUCAACGCACCAUGGUGUUCGAGCGGAACAGCACUCACAUCCUUCCCAUGCACACGGUGCGCACGUGCGCGGUCAUGUUCUCCGUGGGUCUCCUCGGCAACCUCCUCGCGCUGGCCAUGCUGAUUCGCACCGCGGGCCGCUCCUGCAUCAGCUGCAGCAGCAGGGGCGGCAGAACCGGCACGAGCGGCACCUUCAGGGCCGCCUUCGGCAACAGCAGCGGCGGCGGCGGCAGCGGCGGCAACGGCCGUGAGCUGGGUGCCUUCUACACCCUGGUGCUGGCUCUCACCGUCACGGACCUGCUGGGCACCUGCCUCACGAGCCCCGUGGCGAUCACCGCCUACGGCCGCAACCUCACGGUGCCCGCGCUGGGCGGCGCGGGGCUUUGCACGUCCAUGGCCGCGUGCAUGCUCUUCUUCGGCGCCGCCACGCAGGGCAUCGUGUGCGCGAUGGCCGUGGAGCGCGUCCUCUGCAUCAGCGCGCCGUUCGCGUACGCGGGCAGCGCGCAUCGCGACGUCGUGCUGCGCGUCACCCUCGGCCUCAUCUUCGCGGGCGCCGCGCUCCUGGGCGCCGCUCCUCCCUUGGGCAUCGCCGACGCCGUGGUCUACGAGCCGGGCACGUGGUGCUACGUGGACAUGCGGCCUCGUGGCGGCCGCGACGGCGUCUCUGGCGCCGCGUUCCCGCUCGCGUACGCGUCCGUCAUGGCCACGCUGACGCUCGUCACCGUGGUGUGCAACGCGUGCGUCAUGGUCACCCUGGGCCGCAUGAUCAGGCGCAAGAGGGUCCUCCAAGCGGCAGGGCCCGGCGGCGCGGCAGGGGCUCGCGAGAGGCGCCGGCAGCACCGGCAGGAGGAGGACAAUCUCACUCUGCUCGUGUCCAUCACCCUCGUGUCGCUCGUAUGCACCACGCCGCUCACGGUCCGUGCGAUCGUCAACGCCGUGACCUCGAAGUCGGACUACAACCGGGACCUAAACGCUCUGCGGCUGCACGCCUUCAACCCCAUCCUGGACCCCUGGAUGUACCUGCUGGGGCGCCAUUCGUUCUUCGUGCGCAUCCGUCGCUUCGUGCGCCGCCUGUGCGGCCGCUGCCCGAGGCCGUGCCUAGGGAGGGAGACCCCGGGGAAGGUCUCCCGCGCCGCGCCAGGACUCCGCAAAGCGCUCGCGGACACGGGGGCUGAGAGGGGCCUCGUGUCGGUUCGGCGUGGCGAGCAGCAGUCGCUGGAUCAGCAGCAGCAGCGUGAUCCCAACCAUCAUCCUCAGCGGGAACACACGGAGCAACGUCAUCAGCAGCAGCAUCAGCAGCAGAAGCAGCAGGAUCCAAAUUAUAAUCAGCAACAGCAGCAAGAGCAGCAGCAGCAACAACAAUCCCAUCAUCAGCAGAAGCAUUGGCAGUUGGGGAUGCUGGGGCGGCAUUGUAAACUGCCGCAGCAGCAGGUACAGCAGCAGCUUUGUCAUUUGCAAAAGCAGCAGCUGCAGAUGGUGCCACAUGAACAGCAAUGUCUAUAAAAGCAAUAAUAUAAUCAGCAGCAGCAUAAACAGGAACAGCAUCGUAAUCUACAGCAGCAGCAGUAAUAACGGUUGAGGCGGCAACUGAGGGAGUAGCACAGUUAUUUGCUGCACGUCAAUUAUGAGCAGCAGCACGAGCUACCUACUCCUUCUGGUCGUGAUGCACGAUACCCACUAGCAGUUGGUGAGAGUACUUGGCUUGCUGCUCCUCUAGGUCGACUCAAGAGUAGAGUUAGGAAUUGCUUGCAGUGUGUUCAACACUAGCACUAGAGCAGGGGUGGGGAACGUCCGGCCCGCGGGUCGUAUAAGGACCGCGAAAUCAUUUGGGUCUGGCCCUGCCAAGGCAACCGCAGGCGGGACUCGAAAUUCAAUAAAUCUAGGAGCAAACCUGGAAAAGCAGUUGCGAGUAGCAGAAUAAUCAAUACCAGCUAACAUCAUCACACGCCUCACCAAAGAGAAACAGUUCCAGCCAUCACAUUAGGGGUGAGUUAAUUUAAUGUUUGACCAAAUUUAACAGGCUAAUUUAUAUGGCCCGCGAAUGGUGUUAUAAAUAUCCAAAUGGCCCUCGGCAGAAACAAGGUUCCCCUGCCCCUGCACUAGAGAGACAAAGGUGCCCCAUGCAGGCGUGUGCAGUAUUUACCAACACCGCACCCCCGUGCGCUUAGCCUGCCUCAAUAGGUGCUCGCUAACAGAACUUACUUCUACAAUCUAUACGGCUCAACAGAAUACCUUUCAGAUCCCGAGAUAUCUCCACUGCUGGAUGAAGGCUUUCUCCGUUCCGUCGUAACCCCGCACGGGUCCUACGAUGCAAAAAUCCAUCUCCCUCCUCAAAAUCAACUGAACUCAUCGCUCCAUCUUCGCAAGGAUCAACCUCUCUGGCGAGCUCAGUCGUUUGGCUGCCGUUCGACCAUCAGUCUCGUCCAUCACCAUCAUACCCUCUAGCCAUGACGUGCCCUGACCAAGCCUGCUUACUUUUUUAUUAUAGCAGUCGAUAUGGUGUUUGUCAUUUGUGCUUGGUCUUUGAUCCAUGCGUUCCUCUCACUGGCUCUCAUUGUAAUACCCAGCAUACAUCUCUCAUGCUAAUUCCAGCAUGCAUCUCUCAUUGUAAUACCCAGCAUGCAUCUCUCAUUGUAAUACCCAGCAUGCAUCUCUCAUUGAAAUACCCAGCAUGCAUCUCUCCACGCUUCUUUGCGCCCUCUUCAGAAUUGGUCACCAAUGCCUUUGGCAGUGUUCCACCCGCAGGGUCAUUGCGAAACUCUCCCCGAAUUGAAUGUCACAAUUCACCGCUCAUCCCGGUACGCACGCAUACACAAGGGGCCAGUCGACGGACGACGCACGCCCGAAUAGCCGAGUCUCUCCUUCGCGAAGGGUUGUGAGCGUACGCACGCCAAUAAACACAAUCGGUGACGCCGGACUGGCCGUCGCCAAUACGGAACAAGCCCGGGGCGUGUUCAUAACUCGCAGAUAACAACGCCACCCGCAUUACAUGAGGGAUGGGGUGGGGGAUAAGGUCAAUGGCACCUCAUCCUCCUCCUGCCACUCAUCUGAGUGGGGGUGGGAGGAUUGAUGCGAGGUGAUUGCCGGUAGAGUUGAAGGAAAAGCGCCACGCUGGGAUUCCAUUUCCUUUUUUCCAGGUCACAGGCGCCUCUCCACGCGCGCCUCGCUCUGCUAAAUAAACACGCGAAGGGGGAGAGGCACGCGUCUGCCACUUCUCUGCGCGUGUCUUUUUUAAUGUGCAAUAUGUCGCAGCGCAUGAUGUUGAUUGAUUCAUCGCCAGCUCUCUAAAAAGCACUCCAGCCCGCCUGCUCUGUCCUCUUUUAUUUGAAAUAUGUGAUCUCCAUCCGCCUUCGAUAAUCGCCAGUAACACUGUGGCCUUCCGAUGAAAAAUUACAUAAUAGGAGACGUUUCGGGCAAUGGUCCUUCUUAACAUGCAGAUACAUCAGAGAGGUAGAGUGGAAAAGAGUUCCCAACUCUAUGCUCUACUUUUCCGUUAAGGCCCACGGUGUUAUUAACGAAUGUUAGUGCCGAACGUGUUAAGUUAUUUGUGCAUCACUGUCAGUUACGCUAGACCAGGGGUCGGCAACCAAAACAACAAGAACUGGACCCCCAUGGUGAACUGGACCCCCAUGGUGAACUGGACUCCCAUGGUGAACUGGACUCCC
Molecule: messenger RNA, 4505 nt
Organism: Petromyzon marinus (sea lamprey)
Lineage: Eukaryota; Metazoa; Chordata; Hyperoartia; Petromyzontiformes; Petromyzontidae
Product: prostacyclin receptor-like
Biological process (GO): positive regulation of cytosolic calcium ion concentration; adenylate cyclase-activating G protein-coupled receptor signaling pathway; inflammatory response
Cellular component (GO): plasma membrane
Molecular function (GO): G protein-coupled receptor activity
Source: RefSeq, a predicted model, not a curated record